Candoia aspera is the source of this 2013-nucleotide messenger RNA. RefSeq names its product acyl-CoA synthetase family member 2 (gene ACSF2). The record is from RefSeq and is a predicted model, not a curated record. Gene Ontology annotation, molecular function: medium-chain fatty acid-CoA ligase activity. The coding region runs from base 20 to 1825 and encodes 601 amino acids. Gene Ontology annotation, biological process: fatty acid metabolic process. NCBI's taxonomy places the organism in Eukaryota, Metazoa, Chordata, Lepidosauria, Squamata, Candoiidae. The transcript has 16 exons.
UAGUCCGAAGGAGACCCACAUGGCUACCGCUACCGCCUCGCUGAGAAGGGUCGCUCGGGAGCUUUUGGCCACGCUGGCGGCGACUCGAAGUGGCCACCGGGGCGUGCAUCGAUUCAGUGCUCUACCACUUAAUGUGCCCCCUGCCACACCCUUAGGAAACAAAAGCUAUCUGAAUGGGACUUCAGACAUUCCACUUAUCUCCAAAACUUUGGAUCAGUGCCUGGAGGAAACCACCCACCGGUAUCCUGAACGAGAAGCCGUGGUAUUCUCAGCCGAAGGGAUCAGAAAGACUUUUUCUCAGUUUAAGCAAGAUGUGGAACAGGCUGCCUCCGGGCUUCUGGCCCUUGGUUUGAGAAAGGGAGAUCGACUAGGAAUAUGGAGUCCUAACAAUUAUGAAUGGGUUUUAAUGCAAUUUGCUACAGCCCAGGCAGGGAUCAUUCUGGUAUCUGUGAACCCAGCAUAUCAGUCCCACGAGUUGGAGUUUGUCCUGAAGAAGGUUGGCUGCAAAGCACUUGUGUUCCCCACACAGUUUAAAACUCAGAAAUACUAUGAGAUCUUGAAAAAUGUAUGCCCAGAAUUGGAACAUUCUAAUCCAGGAGCACUGAAGAACAAAAAUCUGCCAGAGCUUUCUGUUCUAAUCUGUGUGGAUGCCAAGCUCCCUGGCACUUUCUCCAUGCACGAAGUGAUGCAAGCUGGAGAGAGCAGCCACAAGAAGAUGCUACAGGAGACACAGAAGAUGCUGAUCUGCAAAGAGCCAAUUAACAUUCAGUUUACUUCAGGAACAACAGGUAGCCCCAAAGGAGCAACGCUUUCCCACUACAACAUAGUGAAUAAUGCAAACUUCAUUGGUAUAAGGCUGGGAAUAAAUGAGGAGGAAUCUCGCUGUUGUCUUCCAGUCCCCCUCUACCACUGCCUGGGAUCUGUGGGGGGCUGUAUGGUGAUGGCUAUUCAUGGCACCUCCCUUGUCUUCCCAUGUCUCAGCUUUGAUUCCAAAGCCACUCUGAAAGCCCUAGACCACGAAAAGUGUACCCAUGUGCAUGGCACCCCAACAAUGUUCAUAGAUAUGCUAGGCCAGCCUGACUUUGCCAGGCACGACCUCUCAAAUCUUCGGGGAGGGGUUAUUGCAGGUUCACCAGUGCCUCCUGAAGUUAUGAAGAAGCUUAUCCAGGAAAUGAAUAUGCAGGAGAUAGUAGUUGCUUAUGGAACAACAGAGAAUAGCCCAGUCACCUUCAUGGGUUUCCCUCAAGACAACUUUGCACAGAAAACAGGGACUGUAGGAUGUAUUUUACCACACACAGAGGCAAAAAUUGAGGAUCCUAGUACAGGGGAAAUCCUCCCAUUAAACAGCCGAGGAGAACUUCAGGUUCGAGGCUACUGUGUCAUGCUGGGAUAUUGGGCAGACCCCAACAAAACUAGUGAAGUGUUGAAUGACGAGAAGUGGUACAAGACUGGGGACAUUGCUAUCCUCGAUGAGAAUGGCUACUGCAAGAUUGUAGGUCGCUGCAAAGACAUGAUUAUUCGAGGAGGGGAGAACAUAUAUCCAGCAGAGCUUGAACAAUUUCUACACACCCAUCCUAAAAUUCAAGAAGUACAGGUAGUUGGUGUAAAAGAUAAGCGAAUGGGAGAAGAGAUCUGUGCUUCUAUCAGAGUGAAAGUUGGAGAGGAAUGCACGGCAGAAGAAGUCAAGGCAUUUUGCAAAGGAAAGAUUGCUCAUUUCAAGAUUCCUCGAUACAUAGUGUUCGUGAAGGAUUUCCCACUCACUGUCUCAGGCAAGAUUCAGAAAUACAAACUGAGAGAGCGGAUGGAGAAACAUCUUCAACUUUGAACAGGAGGAGGGAGCAUAAGAGAUCUCAAAAUGAACAUGCUGUCUGCCAGCUUCUUUUAGUUCCAAACAUUUAAGAAAUUGGGAAGGGUCACCAGCCUGCCUUAAGAAGCAUUAGUCUGCUGAUUACCAGGUCAAGUUUGCUUAAAAUAGUGUGCUUUUUCUAAAAUAAAAAUUUAGAAAAAUAAAAA